CCAACUCCAGAACCGACCCCCGAGCCUACUCCUGAGCCUACUCCCGAGCCUACUCCUGAGCCUCCUUCUGGAAACUGUGGAGCUCAGAAAUACCCAACGUCACCCAGGGGUCUGCAGAGUACGACUCCUGGAUCCAGCAUUUCCGCGUGUUCUGAGUCCUGUCUCGCGAAUCCCAGUUGCAGGUUCUUCUUCUUAUACUCGCAGACGACCUGCUAUAUCUUCACCAUUCCGUUGUCUGAGGUCACUCAAUUUACCGUCACCAACCGAGUUCUACUAUAUGAAAGGUCUUGCUUCGAGCCGGUUGUCACACCUACUCCCACUCCUACUCCUACUCCUACUCCUACUCCUACUCCUACUCCUGAACCCACUCCUCAGUCUCUCGUGUGCCAUCAAAAGGGCUACGCCAGCGGUCAGGACGGAUCCUCAGCCUACAGUGUCCAAACCGCAGACAGUGAUGCUUCCUGCCUUGCGAUCUGUCGAUCCCAGUCCCAAUGCACGUUUGUCAUCCUCGCCAGUCAAAGAGACUGCUUCCUCUACAAUACCGUCUACAAUAGGAACUCGCCAGUGGUCCCACUGGAUUACAUUUCGCUCUCUGAGAGGGAUUGUGACAUCUAG
Molecule: messenger RNA, 615 nt
Organism: Bipolaris zeicola 26-R-13
Lineage: Eukaryota; Fungi; Ascomycota; Dothideomycetes; Pleosporales; Pleosporaceae
Exons: 1
Source: RefSeq, a predicted model, not a curated record